Anopheles coluzzii is the source of this 3001-nucleotide messenger RNA. Its product is annotated as cilia- and flagella-associated protein 45-like. The record is from RefSeq and is a predicted model, not a curated record. The coding region runs from base 1235 to 2854 and encodes 539 amino acids. The transcript is spliced from 4 exons. Lineage: Eukaryota; Metazoa; Arthropoda; Insecta; Diptera; Culicidae.
ACGAAACAAGCAAAUAUUAGAACACGACCAUCGUAUGUGGGAAACCAAUCAGCGUCGGCAUGGUCGCUGAAUUAUCACACCACUCGCACUCCAAAUUAAUUUUGAUAGCAGUUGUAGGUUCAGCCUACGGCGGGCGACGCUCGGAAUAAUUAACAUUGCUGAUAUCGGUAUACAGGUAUUUGGUUUCUUCGUAUUUCAAUAUUGAUUGUGCAAGUAACUACACUACGUAGUGUUUUCUAUUGUGUCAAAUAUUUCACUUUCUCUAUGCAACCACAUACCACAUAAAUUAAUAGUAGCCAAUCCUUGCUACAGGGCAUUUCGGAAACUUUCACAGAAAAUUUUAUUUUGCCUGUUGUUGCGACACUAGCAAUAAAAUCACUUCAUACCGGAACAAUCAUUACCUCGCGCAAUGCCUGCCAUCUUAAGAGCGAUGGAAUUUGUGAUCGUUUUUCACGAUCUAUAUAACAAACAGACACUUUCCUCGAACGGAGAGGCAGGUUAUAUUUUGAGUUAUCUAAAUCUGCUAAACAAGCGAAUGAAACGUUUGCACUUGUUGGUUCGUCGUUCAACGAUUGACCAGCUUUAUCUAGCUCUUCCAUAGAAGCUUCGGCCUUUCCUUUUAAACCGAUCAUUGCUGAUUUGUAAAUGAACUUGUCCGAAAACCUAGCAAUACGUUUGUUCUACCAACCCACUACUGCCACUCUGGGCGACCAUAUCUAGUCUGAUCGCUGAGAAGCAUCUAUCAGGGUGCAGGCUCCUGAGAAACGUAUUCAAUAUUGAUAUACAUUAUUAUCUUCUUUUUAUCAUCUCAAUUCCCGGCCCCCGUCAUCCGUAGCACGUUUUCACACAUUUUUGGCCAACAUAUAUGAUGAUGAGUCGCACCACACCACACCACUGUUUCCUCUCCAUUCUAGGGCAACCGUUACUAUGAGUUACCGGCACGUCGGACACAUCAAACAAUCGCAAAGCAAUACAAACUGGGAAACAUUUCGUAUUGGUCGUUCGCGAACAUCAAACGUUUCCUAGGCUACUGGCUGUAGGAUCGGCGCUGUUUAUUACUUUCACUACGCGACGGUUUAGGGUACACCUGGAAACCUAAGUAAACAUUUCACUUUAUUAGCGCAUUGGUAUCGGGUUGCAUCGACGUUGGAAGAGAGUAGUGCAAAGUGUUUCCAGAACAAUUUUUAAAACUCGAUCUAAAUAACUGCAAACAAUUUAUUGAACGAUUUUCAAUAUGCCAAUGCAAUCGAAACAUUCCAAAAACUUUGUAAAAGCUCAAGCCAAAUCUAACUACAGCAAUGAUUUGCCAGCGAAACAACAUCGCCCGGGAGUUUACAAUCGCCAUCACCCACAGGAAUGCGAUCUCAUGCUUCGAUGGAGACCCAUUCAUCUUCAAAGAGAUGAUCCGUACGAAGGGAAAAAUGUCGUUCAAAUCAUGAACAAGGACAAUGUGCGAAAUUUGCUUAUCCCCAGCAAAGAAUCGUCCGUGUAUCCUGCUUUCUGGUCUAAGGAGGACUAUGAACGCAUGCAGGACAAGGCUAAACUAAAGACGCUCGAGGAUCGAUUGGCCCAAUUUAAAGCAAAUGAGACAGAGAAGAAGAAUAUGCUGGAAGAGUCUGAACGGCGCAAGAAACGACUGCAAGAAAUUGAUCGCGAGCGUCAACAAAAAGGUGGAAAAGUGGGCAACAUACUGGAAGAUGGAGAAGGUGACCGAGACUCCGAUACGAGCCCGAGGAAAAUCAUCGACCGAGCGUUCCUCGCCAAACAGGAGCAAGAGGAAGAGGUCAAACGGGCCAACCGCAUCAUUCUGGCCGCCAAAUGUCACAUUAUACGGGAUGCACAGAUAGCGGAAAAGCAGGAGAUCGAGCGGGAACUACGCACGGAGGAGCUGCGCCUCGAGAAAAUGAUGUUGCAGGAAAAUGAAAAGGCACUCAAAGAAGAGGAAAAGAAAAGGGAAGUGAACAAAGUGCUCACCACGCAACACUCGGAGGAAAUACGUAACCAACUGUUGGAACGCGAAAAGAUGCGCCUCAAGGAAGCGGAACGGAUCGAGGAAGAAGCGCGCGUUCUGAAACAAGCACAAAUGGCAAUUGCGGAAGAGGAAAAGCGGAAGGAAAAGGAACGCCACGAUCGUGUCAAUCAGGUCCGCGAGGGAUUAAAGAAGGCAUACGAGCUUUCCGCUCACUACAAGCAGGUCGAGUUCGAGGAGCAACGUAUAGCCGAGCUUAAAAUUCAGGAGUAUAUGCGCCAGAGAAUGGAACGGCAGAAGAAAAUAGAAUUUGAGCGCAAAAUUGCUGCCGAAGUGCGGGAGAAGGAGCACGACCGAAUGCUCAAGAUUCAGCAAAAACUGCUCGACACCAAAUCGGAGAAGAAUGAUAUGGACCUUCGGCGGGGCCAGGAACACAUCGAGCGGGAAUUUCGACGCCGUGAGAAAGAAGCCGCCAUCAAGAAGAAAGAGCUCGAACAACAGUUGGCAGUGGCGCGGGCCGCCCAAUUAGAGGCCGUGAAAACGGAACGUGCCAUGCAGCUAGCUCGCGAUGAGCAAGAGCAUAAAAAAGCGAUUGAAAAGCUAAAAGUUGAAGAAGCCAAGGAGAUGGAACAGAAACGGAAGCAGCUUAAACUGCGUGAAAGAUACCGCGAAGAGAUCAUUCAACAAAUGAACCUCAAAGAGCAAGAGCGCCGCGAAAAGGAACGUAUUGCUAAGAACGAACAGCAAGCCCUACUGGAAGCGGAAAAGAAACGUGACAGGAACAUCAAAACUAUUAUUGCCAACAAAAUAAAAAUGAUGAAAGAAAGCCAGGUCCCGGAACGUUUCAUCAAGGAUGUGGAGCGUCAACUCAAUCUCGGAAAGUGAGCGUGAGUGGAGAGCGCGAGGAGGGCAGGAGGGGGCUCACUGCAUGCGUUUCGCAAGUACGUCUGGUUUCAAUAUCGUGUUUCCCCACUUCAUAUGAAUCUAUCCAAAUAAAUUCGUGUGUGAUUCUUUAUGUUCUUAUCUUUCAAA